GGAAAUGCAGUUUGACAUCCUUCCCAAGUUUGAAAGCAAAAAAGAAACAGAAUCUCAGCCCUGGAAAGGGAGGAGGAAGAGCAAGGAGGAGUCAGCUAAGAAAAUAGAAAAAAUAGCCUGUGAGGUACGAUCAAGGCAGGUGGUUUGAUGGAGGUAUGCCUUUCUGAAACAUCUGGGUGGCCCAGGGACAGAAGACCAGGGUGGCUUUGAUGCCUGCUGAAAUCCCAGUUGCUUUCUCCCCUGAACGUUGCAGAUGAGGACAUCCAGGGCUCUGUCCAAGGUUGAGAGUAAGCCUUUGGCUCAAGCCCAGAAGCCACCUUCCAAGAUUAAGAACCUCAGAAUGACUCGAUUCUUACAUAAGAAUCCAAACACCAGCAUUACUUCACUCCCUUUUGUGGAUACCAAGGGGAAGAAAAACAUGGUUAACUUUCCAUGCAUCGGCAACAAAAUCUUGCUAAAGCCACCCCUGCUGUAUCAGGAUAAUCAAAGUCAUAAUCAGUUGCCAGCCUCUGAACUCAAGGCUUCUGAAUUGCCUUUCCAUUCAAGCAUUAAAACCAAAGAUCCCAAGCCAGAGGAGAAACCACCAAGAAAGCACAAGGUGCCUCUCACUGCAGCAGAGGCCUUAAAGUGUUUUAAGAACCAGCUAUCUUCGUAUGAGCAAAGUGAAGUCCUGGGCUACACAGAGCUGUGGUUCCUGGGGCUUGAAGCAGAGAAGCUCCACAUGACUCCUGAGAAGUUCAACAAAAUGAGUUUCGAUGAUGAACAUGGCUCCUAUAUGAAGGUCCUGCAUGACCACAUUGCCUAUCGCUAUGAGGUUUUGGAGAUGAUCGGGAAAGGGUCCUUUGGACAGGUGGCCAAGUGCUUGGAUCACAAAAACAAUGAGUUGGUGGCCUUGAAAAUCAUCAGGAACAAGAAGAGAUUUCACCACCAAGCCCUGGUGGAAUUGAAGAUCCUGGAAGCUCUCAGAAGGAAGGACAAAGACAACACCUACAAUGUGGUACACAUGAAGGACUUCUUCUAUUUUCGCAAUCAUCUCUGCAUCACCUUUGAACUCCUGGGAAUCAACUUGUAUGAGUUGAUGAAGAAUAAUAGCUUUCAAGGCUUCAGUCUGUCAAUAGUUCGACGCUUCACCCUCUCUGUUUUGAAGUGUUUGCAAAUGCUUUAUGUAGAGAAAAUCAUUCACUGUGAUCUCAAGCCCGAGAAUAUAGUGUUAUAUCAAAAGGGCCAAGUUUCUGUUAAAGUCAUUGACUUUGGAUCAAGCUGUUAUGAACACCAGAAAGUAUACACUUACAUCCAAAGCCGGUUCUAUAGAUCCCCAGAGGUGAUUCUGGGCCAUCCCUACAACAUGGCCAUUGAUAUGUGGAGCCUGGGCUGCAUCAUGGCUGAGUUGUACACAGGCUACCCUCUGUUCCCCGGGGAGAAUGAAAUGGAGCAGCUGGCUUGCAUCAUGGAGGUGCUGGGCCUGCCACCAACCCACUUCAUUCAGACGGCCUCCAGGAGACAGACAUUCUUUGAUUCCAAAGGUUUUCCUAAAAAUAUGACCAACAACAGGGGGAAAAAAAGAUACCCGGAUUCCAAGGAUCUCACGAUGGUGCUGAAAACCUAUGACACCAGCUUCCUGGACUUUCUCAGAAGGUGUUUGGUAUGGGAACCUUCUCUUCGCAUGACCCCUGACCAGGCUCUCAAGCAUGCUUGGAUUCAUGAGCCACGGAAUCUCAAACCACGGUACAGGCCCCAGACCCUGAGGAAACCCAGUCUCUGUCUCCCCUCUGAGGCUCAGAAGGACAAGGUUCAAGGGCAUCAUCGCUUAGGCAUAAAAGAGGUGAUCAUCAAAGAAGAGACAAGCAGUGUCACUGCUAAGCAGGUUCAGAAUUCGGGUGAUCAGUGGAGCUCUCUGCAGCAUGCAGCUGAAGUUGUCCAGCUGCCUCAACUAACAGAAACUUCCAGAAAGCCAGAGGCAGUUGUUGGACCAGAGGAGUCCAAGACCUCCCCAGGAAAACAAAGUAAAAACUCCUCACCCAAGAACAUGAAUAUUUUACCACCUAUUGUAUGACCUUUGCUGAAGACAAGCUCUUCCCAGAAGUUAAAGUGACCACCAUAAUCCAGUCAAAAGAUGCAGUGCUUGCAGGAAAGUCUCAGAAAUGACUGGACUCCAUGGUAGCACCUAACUGAUGCUCGUCUAGGACCAUGAAGUAGAGGACAGAGUAUUUCUCAAAGGAAGGGAAAUUGAAUAAACAACAGGAUAUAUUCACUCAUCCACCAUCCUCAAAAUCUCCUUUGUUUGGCUUUCUAGUCCUUGUCUAUAUGAUUGUAAUUAUAAAACAGAUACAAUUUUA
This is a messenger RNA of Canis lupus familiaris (dog), 2336 nucleotides long. RefSeq names its product dual specificity tyrosine phosphorylation regulated kinase 4 (gene DYRK4). Gene Ontology annotation, molecular function: ATP binding; protein serine/threonine/tyrosine kinase activity; protein serine/threonine kinase activity. The record is from RefSeq and is a predicted model, not a curated record. Bases 254 to 2053 code for a protein of 599 amino acids. Gene Ontology annotation, biological process: peptidyl-threonine phosphorylation; peptidyl-serine phosphorylation. The transcript has 16 exons. Gene Ontology annotation, cellular component: nucleus. Lineage: Eukaryota; Metazoa; Chordata; Mammalia; Carnivora; Canidae.